AAAUGUAUCGCCUAUGCAGCAAAAUGCGAUGAAUCAUUGUUGUCUGACAUUUGUCGGCUGUUCAUAAAAUGUCAUAGAAAUUAAUCGCAGCAAACAUUACCACGCGCCGAAAAGGGAAUUGCGUGCAAAUUAGAGAUAAUCGAUUUAGGUAAUCUGAUUUAAACGAAGCAGAUUCAGUGCGAAUCGUAUCAAAAUGGUUCAAAAAUCUUCGGGAUUCGUCGGAUUCUUCAAAAAUAUAUACUACGAUGAGUAUAAAUGGGCUCUUGUGAAAAGCGCGUCACUGUUCAUCGUUGGUGUGCGAUUUGCUCAGGAAUGCGUCGGCCUGGAAUUAAUGCCAUCAGUGGCCCAUUAGAGGACGACAAUUGAACAUUAGUGUAACAAUACUUUAACAAUAAAUCCUUGUUGUAUAAUGGCGUA
Messenger RNA from Anopheles funestus (African malaria mosquito), 417 nucleotides. RefSeq lists its product as uncharacterized. NCBI's taxonomy places the organism in Eukaryota, Metazoa, Arthropoda, Insecta, Diptera, Culicidae. Bases 194 to 352 code for a protein of 52 amino acids. The transcript has 2 exons. The record is from RefSeq and is a predicted model, not a curated record.